AUGCCUCCAACGAAAAAGACAAAACUCACUCAAGAAGAACAAGUCGAAGAAGAGAAUUUUCAAAAACUUGCCGAUAUUCAAAAUCAAGUCGCCAAGCUUGAUGAAGAAUUGGAAACUGAGAUUGCUCUAUUGCAGAGUAAAUAUGAUGCGUUGAAGAAGCCAUUUUAUGAAUCUAGGAAGCCUUUGAUAUCGGGAAUUAAGAACUUUUGGGCCGAUGUGAUUUCAAUACAUCCACUCUUUUCGAAAAUGUUAAAUGAUACAGAACUUGAAAUUUUGAAAUACUUGAUUGACAUUGAAGUUGAGAAUGAUAUUUCAAAAGAUACAAAAUUCUUUAAAGUUACUUUUAAAUUUAAAGAUAAUCCGUUUUUCACAAAUUCAGAACUGUGGAAGCUUAUUAGAUCCAAACCUCAAGAAGAAGCUCCAGAAACACAACAAUCAGGUAUUAAAUGGAAGGAAGGACAACAUGUUUCGUCCUCAGAAGGAGACAAGAAGAGAAAACAUCAACAAGACCAAAGCUUGUUUAAAGUCUUUGUUGAAGAGACGGAAUACGAUGAAGAUUUUAUUUCCAUUAUUGUUGAUGAAAUUUAUGCUAAUCCUUUGAGUAUCUUGAUUGGUGACGAUGAAGAAGAAACAGAAUGA
This is a messenger RNA of Naegleria lovaniensis, 639 nucleotides long. RefSeq lists its product as uncharacterized. Gene Ontology annotation, cellular component: chromatin; nucleus. Gene Ontology annotation, molecular function: chromatin binding; histone binding. NCBI's taxonomy places the organism in Eukaryota, Heterolobosea, Eutetramitea, Acrasida, Naegleriidae. The record is from RefSeq and is a predicted model, not a curated record. The coding region runs from base 1 to 639 and encodes 212 amino acids. The transcript is spliced from 2 exons. Gene Ontology annotation, biological process: nucleosome assembly.